This is a messenger RNA of Paramecium sonneborni, 463 nucleotides long. The record is from the annotation of a GenBank genome assembly. NCBI's taxonomy places the organism in Eukaryota, Ciliophora, Oligohymenophorea, Peniculida, Parameciidae.
AAACAAAUUAAUUCUAAUGAGUGAAUACUUCAUGCAAUUUUAAAAAAUGUAAAAAAGAAUUUAACUAAGAGAAAAGGCAUCUGAUGAUGCUUGGUAAGUACUCUAAGGAGAAGAAAGAUAAAAUUUGUUAAAUGGCAUUAAUUUUUAUAAUUACAGAUUCUUUGCUCUUAGAACAUUCCCAGUUGCUAUAAUAGGAAUUUUAUUAAUGACACCAGUACUAUAAAAUAAGAGUAGAUUCUUUAUUAAAGAAUUAUCUUUGAUUUUUGGAUUCAGUUCAGGCAUCAUUUAUGGAGAUUAUUAAAAUAGUGAAUAUUUUUGGAAUAAUUAUGGUAAAAUUGUUAUGGAAAAUACUAAUUAUAAUGAUUCUGGAUUAACAUAAGAUUAAAUGGAAAAAAUGAAGAAACUUUAUGAAAAAAGCAAAACCUACAAACCUGAAAAUAAGACUGAUAAAAUGUACGAAUGA